AUGGGCUGGCAUCUCCUAGGGGAGCCCCCCAGGAGGGCACGGGCUCGGCAGCGCUCCCACGCCCUGCAGGAGAUGGAGAGGCGCCAUUUUGAUCCCACUGCGAGAGACGUUUCUUUCACAAACGCCCAUGCUUUGGUGGAAAAACAAACCCUGGCGCUGAUGUUCCAGAAAGAUCUCAGGGCUUUUAGGGGUAAAGGCAGACCCCGCGAGUUGCCCAAGUUAGAGAAGAAGACACAGCCCCUCGCUAAGGAGGAGGUGCCCCCGUGGGAGACCUUCGUGGCCCUGUACUACGUUUUGCGGACGCUGCAGGACCAGUACCCCAAGGACAGUGAUUGGUGGAUGCAACAGUUCCACCAGCUCAUGGACCUGUACCAGCUGAAGUCCCCCCGAAUCCAGAGGCUGCUACUAGAGUUGCUGCAGAGAAAGGAGGUUCAACCCCGAGGGAACAUCUACAAAAAGGGUGCCCCAAGUAAGGGCCUGGCACUAGGCGAGCGGGUGUUCUACCGCCUGAUCUGCGGUAGUGCCAGGGGCCCCGGGGGUCACUUUGAAUUCCAGGAUGUCAUACCCCUGCCAGAGAAGAACAAAGUGCAUGCUGUCCAGCCUGUGGUCAUUGCCCACUAUGGCUCCCUAGAACUUGCCUGGAAAAGCCUGCCGCAGAUCAACCCUUACCCCCUCCCCCACCUCCCCCCCAGAAGGCCCCGUAUGCCUGCGGGAAGCCUCUGA
This is a messenger RNA of Condylura cristata (star-nosed mole), 723 nucleotides long. Its product is annotated as WD repeat-containing protein 87-like. The record is from RefSeq and is a predicted model, not a curated record. Bases 1 to 723 code for a protein of 240 amino acids. Lineage: Eukaryota; Metazoa; Chordata; Mammalia; Eulipotyphla; Talpidae. The transcript has a single exon.